UCUCUCUCUCUCAUGAAAAUGCUGCUCGGGUAGCGCUGGUCUAUUUCGACCUGCCGUGGGAGGAGUUGAGCAUUGCUGUCGCUUCUCUCCUCUAUUUUUUCCUCCUGCGCUCAUGUCGAGCUGUGACAGCCAGCGUUUCUCAUCCAUGCUUGGGCCUUGAAAGUCACCUAAGCCUCUGAGGAAGCAUCGCCAUGGCGCACGCCGCAGCCAGCAUCAAAAAAGCCCGCGUGGAGAUGGAGCAGGCUCCAGACCUGAAGGCGCUGGAGAAAGCCCGUGAGAAAAGGAGGCGCUCGCGGGAGAGAGCUGAGCGGAGGCGUAAGUCGGACAGUAACACCAGCUUCCUUCGAGCCGCACGGGCUGGAAAUAUUGACAAGGUGCUGGAGUAUCUGAAGGGCGGGGUCGACAUCUGCACCUCAAAUCAGAAUGGCCUCAACGCUUUACACCUGGCAGCGAAGGAAGGACAUCUGGACUUGGUCCAGGAGCUUUUGGACAGGGGAUCUUCUGUGGAUUCUGCAACCAAGAAAGGCAACACAGCACUUCAUAUUGCUUCACUAGCGGGACAAGUAGAAGUGGUGAAGAUCCUGGUCAAGAGAGGAGCGGACAUUAAUGCACAGUCUCAGAAUGGAUUCACACCGCUGUACAUGGCUUCUCAAGAGAACCAUAUAGACGUGGUGAGAUAUCUUUUAGAGAACGGAGGAAACCAGAGCACUGCUACAGAGGAUGGCUUCACACCUUUGGCAAUCGCUCUUCAGCAAGGCCAUAAUCAGGUGGUCUCCGUGCUUCUGGAGAACGACACCAAGGGUAAAGUACGUCUGCCCGCUCUGCACAUCGCCGCCCGCAAGGACGACACCAAGUCUGCCGCCCUGCUGCUGCAGAACGACCACAAUGCAGAUGUGCAGUCGAAGAUGAUGGUUAAUAGGACCACUGAGAGUGGAUUCACACCGCUGCACAUCGCCGCUCACUACGGUAACGUCAACGUGGCCACACUGCUGCUCAACCGAGGGGCCGCGGUGGAUUUUACAGCAAGGAAUGGUAUCACUCCUCUUCAUGUGGCGUCUAAGAGGGGAAACACUAAUAUGGUCCAUUUGCUGUUGGACAGAGGAGCUCAGAUUGAUGCCAAAACAAGGGAUGGUCUCACACCUCUACAUUGUGCGGCGAGGAGUGGGCACGACACAGCAGUCGAGCUCUUACUGGAGAGAGGAGCCCCCAUGCUGGCCAGAACGAAGAAUGGUUUAUCUCCGCUCCACAUGGCAGCGCAGGGUGACCAUGUGGAGUCUGUUAAACACCUGCUGCAGCACAAUGCGCCUGUUGAUGAUGUCACACUGGACUAUCUGACCGCCCUGCACGUGGCCGCCCACUGUGGUCACUACAGAGUCACCAAACUUCUGCUGGACAAGAGAGCCAAUCCGAACGCUCGAGCCCUGAACGGUUUCACGCCGUUACACAUCGCCUGCAAGAAAAACAGAGUGAAAGUGAUGGAGCUCCUGGUGAAAUAUGGCGCAUUCAUUCAAGCCAUCACUGAGUCCGGUCUCACACCCAUCCACGUGGCAGCGUUCAUGGGUCAUCUCAACAUUGUUCUUCUGCUCCUGCAAAACGGAGCUUCACCUGAUGUCAGCAAUAUACGAGGAGAGACGGCUCUACACAUGGCCGCACGGGCUGGACAGGUUGAGGUGGUUCGCUGUCUUCUGCGGAACGGAGCCAUGGUGGAUGCAAGAGCGAGGGAGGAUCAGACUCCUCUUCAUAUCGCCUCUCGUCUGGGUAAAACUGAGAUGGUUCAGCUCCUCCUCCAGCACAUGGCUCACCCGGAUGCUGCCACCUCCAAUGGUUACACCCCUCUCCACAUCGCCGCCCGCGAGGGACAUCUGGACGUGGCUUCAGUGAUGCUGGAGGCCGGAGCCGCACACUCUUUAGCUACCAAGAAAGGCUUCACACCUCUACAUGUGGCAUCAAAGUACGGCAGCCUAGAUGUGGCCAAAUUUCUUCUGCAGCGACGGGCUUCUCCGGACUCGGCUGGCAAGAACGGUCUCACUCCUCUACAUGUCGCUGCUCACUAUGAUAACCAGAAGGUGGCGCUCCUACUUUUGGACAAAGGGGCAUCUCCUCAUGCCACAGCCAAGAAUGGAAACACUCCGCUCCACAUCGCUGCUAAGAAGAAUCAGAUGGAAAUAGCCACGACACUUCUGCAGUACGGAGCAGAGACCAACAUUCAGACCAAACAGGGUGUGACUCCACUUCAUCUGGUGUCUCAGGAGGGUCACAGCGAGAUGGCUGCUCUUCUUCUACAGAGAGGAGCUCACGUCUACGCUCCCACAAAAAGCGGUCUGACGUCCCUUCAUCUCGCUGCCCAAGAAGACAAAGUUGGCAUUGGUGAGAUCUUAGUUAAAAACGGCGGCAGCAUCGACCAGCAGACCAAAUUGGGAUACACACCUCUGAUCGUGGCCUGUCAUUAUGGAAACGCCAAGAUGGUUAAUUUUCUAUUGAAAAGUGGAGCCAGUGUCAACGCCAAAACAAAGAAUGGUUACACACCUCUACAUCAGGCUGCACAACAAGGCAACACACACAUCAUUAAUGUUUUACUGCAGUGUGGAGCCAAACCCAACGCCAUCACUGUUAAUGGAAACACGGCUCUGGCCAUCGCACGCCGCCUCGGCUACAUUUCUGUGGUCGACACGCUGAGGGUCGUAACGGAGGAAAUCAUCACGACCACGACGACGGUGACAGAGAAACACAAGCUGAACGUUCCGGAGACCAUGACGGAAGUUCUCGAUGUGUCGGAUGAAGAAGGCGACGACACGAUGACAGGUGAUGGUAUUGAGUAUCUGAGAGCUGAGGAUUUGAGAGAGUUAGGAGAUGAUUCUCUACCUGGACAGUACCUGGACGGAAUGAACUACCUGCGCUUCAGUUUAGAAUGUGGGCGAUCUGACAGUCGCUUGCAAAGUUUGGACAGGUCCUACACGCCCACUCACCAAGGUUACUACCCUGCAAAGCAUUAUGGGAUGUUGGAGGAUAUGAUGUACAGUAAACAGGGUUAUGUUGGAGAGAACGAGAAAGACUGGGAAACAGAAAACCUGGACAACAUCGCUCUGUCCGCAAGCCCGGCUCAUUCUGGUCACUCUUCUCCAUGUCGUGACCAUGACAACAGCAGUUUUCUAGUCAGCUUCAUGGUGGACGCUCGUGGAGGAGCCAUGCGAGGGUGUCGGCACAACGGUCUGCGGAUCAUCGUUCCCCCGCGGAAAUGCAGCGCUCCCACCCGCGUCACCUGUAGACUGGUGAAAAGACACCGGCUGGCCUCGAUGCCCCCCAUGAUGGAGGGAGAUGGUCUGGCCAGCAGGGUGAUAGAGGUCGGACCCUCAGGAGCUCAGUUCCUCGGUAAGCUCCACCUCCCUCAUGCCCCGCCCCCUCUGAAUGAGGGCGAGAGUUUGGUUAGCCGCAUUCUGCAGCUGGGGCCGCCAGGGACAAAAUUCCUGGGGCCUGUGAUCGUGGAGAUUCCUCAUUUUGCGGCUCUCAGAGGGAAAGAGAGAGAGCUGGUGAUCUUGAGAAGUGAGACGGGCGAGAGCUGGAAGGAACAUCACUGCGAAUACACAGAAGAAGAACUCAACCAGAUCCUCAACGGGACAGAUGAGGGACUGGAUCCUCCCGAGGAGCUGGAGAGAAAGCGCAUCUGUCGCAUCAUCACCCGAGAUUUCCCACAGUACUUUGCGGUGGUGUCACGGAUUAAGCAGGACAGUAAUCUCAUUGGUCCAGAAGGUGGAAUUCUGAGCAGUACGGUGGUUCCACAGGUCCAGGCUGUGUUCCCGGAGGGAGCGCUCACUAAACGCAUUCGUGUUGGCCUGCAGACUCAACCCAUGAGUGUGGAUGUAGUGCGGAAGAAUCUGGGUAAUAAAGCCACGUUCAGUCCAAUAGUUACUCUGGAGCCGCGGAGGAGGAAAUUUCAUAAACCCAUCACCAUGACGAUCCCCGUCCCGAAGAGCUCCGCCGAACCAAUCCUCAGCGGCUUUGGAGGAGGAGAUACGCCUACAUUACGUUUAUUAUGCAGCAUCACAGGUGGGACCACUCCAGCUCAAUGGGAGGAUAUUACUGGAACAACACCAUUAACAUUUACCAGUGACUGCGCGUCUUUCACCACCAAUGUGUCGGCCAGAUUCUGGCUGAUCGACUGCAGGCAGCUGCAGGAGUCGGUGAACUUUGCCACUCAAGUGUAUCGUGAAAUCAUCUGUGUACCGUACAUGGCCAAAUUUGUCAUCUUUGCCAAAACGCACGACCCCAUUGAAGCACGAAUGAGAUGUUUCUGUAUGACCGACGACAAAAUGGACAAAACUUUGGAGCAGCAGGAGAAUUUCACAGAAGUGGCGCGCAGCCGUGAUGUUGAGGUGCUAGAGGGAAAGCCAAUCUACGUCGACUGUUUCGGGAAUCUGGUCCCCCUGACCAAAAGCGGUCAGCAUCACGUCUUCAUCUUUUACGCCUUCAAAGAAAACCGACUGGCUCUUUUUAUCAAAAUACGAGACAACACUCAAGAGCCGUGCGGACGCUUGUCCUUCACGAAGGAUCCGAGAUCUUAUAGGAGCUUGACUCAUAGUGCUAUUUGUAAUCUGAACAUCACCCUGCCAGUUUACUCAAAGGAAUCAGAUUCAGAACAAGAACCUGAUGAGGAGACAAGCCGAACACUUGAGAAAUAUGAUGAAGACACAGAGACAACAGAAACAACAUUCCUGAAAACGCAGUUAAUCCAAGACUCGCCUGCUCUUGCAAGCCCAGAUUUGCUUUCUGAAGUGUCAGAGAUGAAGCAAGAUCUUAUCAAAAUGACUGCUAUUCUGACCACUGAUUCCUCUGAGAAAGCCAGUCCAAUGCAAGGGGAUUAUUUAGAUAAGGGGGCCGAGGAGGUGUCAGCAGAGCCUUUCGAGAUAAUGGAAAAAGUCAAAGAGGAUCUGGAGAAAGUUAGUGAAAUUCUGAGGAGUGGAACAUGUGAGAAGGAAGAGUCUGCAAAAACAGAGAGUCGUUUGUACCGGAAGGAUGAGGGGUGGGUUCUCCUAACAGACAGUGAAAUUGAAGAGGCCAAAAUGAUGGCGGCUUUUGAAUCUCAAGAAUCACUUCUUAAGGAAGCAAGAGUCAACCGAGGGUCUCAGAGAAGAAAGGGUCCUAGAGGCGCAUCUGGCAUAGAGACCAAUCUCAGCAGUAAAGGAAAGGAAUAUCUACUGGACGCACCUGAAACAUCUAGGGCAUCAUCCCAAGACACAGCAUCGCAGCAAAGGUUUACUGAGGUUGUUCUGCGCAGAGGUGGUAGAAAAAUUGUCCCUACAGUGGUAAAAGACACUAAAACAGAAUUAAAAAAGCCAGUCAGAAAGAAAGGACCUCACGGGCAAACCGAUGAAACCCAGUUAUUAACCACAAAAGAAGGCAUCGUUAGUAAAACCCUCGAUAAGUCUUCAGAAGGGGAUGGCCUCUUGCUUGUCCCUGGAGACCAGAAAAAAUCUCCAGUGUCACCAGUAGUUGAGGAGACACCGAUAGGUUCUAUUAAAGAGAAAGUUAAGGCUCUUCAAAAGAAAGUUGAGGAAGAGAAAAAAGGUGGUAAAAAACAGAUAGGCCAAAAGACCCCAAAUAAAGCAGCAGAAAGUAAACCAUCCCCUGCUGUCAAAGAGCAGAAAACAUCAGGCCUGAAAAAGCAAUCUGCUUCACCCCAGAAACAGACUCCUCCCAAAACAACCAAACCAGAGUCUGAGAGACUAGAAGAAACUAUGUCUGUAAGAGAGCUAAUGAGAGCAUUUCAAACAGGCCAAGACCCCUCAAAAAGAAAAUCUGGGCUUUUUGAGCACAAAGGGCCUUCCAAAACAGAUGCGAUCACUGUUAGUCAGCCAAAGGCCGUACUCACUAUGUCAAAAUGUCUUCCACAAGCACCCUCACAUGAAGUGUCUCUAGAUGUUUUAAAGCCUGGUGUCUCUAAAGACACUACAGGAGAUCAAAAGAGUCUUCAGUGCCAGAAAGAUAAAGGUGGUGAGGGUGUGGCCUCUGGACAAGACUCUGGUAAGACAAAAGCAAUUUCACAAAGAUUGUCAAAACCAGAUCUUUUACCUGACAGCGGUACAGAAAACAGUGCAUUUGAUGACAGCUCAGACAGCCUUAAACAUGAAGGAUUGAUUGACUCGCCCAUUGCAAGCCUCGGUGAAGUGGAAGCCACCGUGAGUUCUGAGGACAGUUACAAACAUGAGGGUAUGGCUGAAACUCCAGAAACAAGCCCUGAGAGCCUCUCAUCGCCCAAAAAGACAACUAUGUCUGUACCUGGAAAGACAUCAAAAACGAUAGCAGUCACCCCUAAAGUCAAAACAAGUAAAGUAUUGGUAUCCUUUUCUACUGAGGUGAAGACAGCUAGUGAACAAAUAUCUGAAGAUGCAACUCACCGUCCAGCAGCGAGUAAAGCAGUGGGCGAACCAACUAAAAGUGAGUCCAUGUGUAGUCCUCAUAGCAAAGUAGUUACAUUUGGGAAUGAGCAAACCUCUGUUGAUAAAGACGUUAUUUUGGUAUCAUCUAAGCCACCUAAAUCUCGAAAACUGACAAAAAGGUCUUCUGAAACAUUAGAGAGCUUUUUAAGCGAUGAGGAAUCCUUUGAUGGUCAGCCUACCUAUACUGACUCCCUGGCGGCAAGGGCACCUAUACAGGACCAUGGUGGUUUAGUGCUGCCUCUUAGACACCAUGAUUCAGAAACCCUUAGUCCAGUAGCUGAUGACUCUUUUACGAUUAGCCACAAGGACUCUUUAGAGGGUAGUCCCUUGAUGGAAGACAACUCUUCCCAUAAAACCCCUGACUCAAUUGAGCCUAGCCCAACGAAAGAAUCCCCAUGCCGUGACUCCUUAGAAAGCAGCCCCUUAGAGCAGAAAACCAACCUGGCUUUUCCACCUACAGUAGAACAACCCAGUGCAACUGCAGGGUACCUGACAUCCUCCAGAGCCCCUGAAAUCCCCCCAGACAGUUUGCGUAGUAGAAUUCUCAAAGAACAGGAGGGUAAUGCCGACGAGGACAGUUGUGAGCAGACGUCCCUGAUGACAAGUUCGGGUAAGAGCCCUCUCUCACCUGACACACCCAGUUCUGAAGAGGUAAGUUAUGAGGUCAAUCCUAAAACCCCAGACCCCAUGAUCCUGAUUGUUCCCCUUAAGCCAUCAGUAAUUCCUGAGGAGGCAGUAGAAGAUGAUGAUGAGUUGAAGUGUGGCCUGACACAGAGGAAAAUUACUCCAGAGGAAGAGAUGUUUAAAAUGGCUGCCAAAAUAAAAACAUUUGAUGAAAUGGAGCAAGAUGCAAAAGACAAAAAGGACAAUAGAAAAGAUAGUGAGUCCUCUCAGACGUUGCUAGUGUCUGAUGCAGGAGAUGACAGCAUCAAGCUGUCCAAACAUGAAACAUCCUCUGUGGAUGAUGUUGGGUUUAUUGAGUCCAAACAAGCUUCAGAGGUAGCACGGUCUGUUGAACCGAUCAUUAAAGUACAACCUCCCUCUCCUUUUCCAGCAGGUAUACAUAUGAGCCCCCAAACAGCUGAGGAUGUUCGCCAAACCGUGGCCCAAAGUGCAUCAUUUCCAGCUGAAUCAGCAGUGGGGAGACCUCAGUCUGUCUCAGAAAAGCACAUUGUAACACCUCAAGGCCUCCGCAGUGAGAAACACAAGGACAAGGGAAAUGUUAAUUCAGAGUUAUCGCAAUCAAACCAAACUGCCUCUAACAACAGCAAAGUGGCUGCUAAUAUAACUGAUGAACAAAAAGAAGAAAGCUUGAAAAGGUCAAGGGAAAGUCAAGAGAUCCUUGAAAAGCAGAGCGAGGCAGCCAUUCAGAAAAAACAAGAUUUUAAAUCCCGUAGCCAAAAAGAAUGUAAUGUAACAGAUGAGAUUAAAGGUGAUUACAUGAAGCAUGCAGGGACAUCUUAUGGGGAUAUUUGUAGUGACAGCUUAGAAAUUGUUAUUGGGCAAACCAAGGAAACAUUUAAACCUGAAAUAUGUAUUUAUGAUGACACAGAGGAAGAUGACACUGAAGAAGAACCUCCCAAGACUGAAUCUAGAGGAGUCACAGCAAAAGCAGAGACAGAUGCCUGGAAUUCAAUGAGGGAGGAUGACGAUGCCUUCGCUGCAAGACUCAAAGAGGAAGAGCAAAAGAUUUUGGGCCUGGCUGUAGAUUCCCACUCUCAGGGGGAAACUCCAGACACAACGCGGACGCCUACUGAGGAGGGUACACCGACAAGUGAACGAAACCCUUUCCUCUUUCAAGAGGGAAAACUUUUUGAGAUGACGAGAAGCGGUGCCAUAGACAUGACAAAAAGGAGUUAUGAGGAGGAAGGGUUUGCUUUUUAUCAAAUAGGAGAGCAACCCGUUGAAGAAGGCCUUCUUGAAGAAGGUGGGGUUGAACCUGCAAGAGCUUCCAGUGAUGCUGUCAGUGAGGUUGGCUGCAACCUCUCCUUGAAGAUUAAGGCAGAGGAGGAUCAGGCUGCAGAUUUAUCCGUCCGUUCUUCAACUGAGGCUGUAGCUACAGUGUCAGAUGCCUCAAAGUCUAAAACCUCUGUCAAAACUUCAGAGAAGAACCAAACAGUGACAGAAACUGUAGAUGUAAAAUCAGACAAAGUAAUAAAAGAGACACAGUUAGAGUCUGAUCUUGAUACUUCUGACACUGUCAUAACCAAUAUUCAGACAGCAGUGUCAACAGUUACUAGAUCAGUUCACUCCCAACAGGACCAAGAGUCCUCAGAUUCAUCACCAGAAGAUCAGCAUUCAGUUAUAGAGCUACCCAUGACCCCUGAAAAGACAUCCCCUUCUUCGGAGGGUGUGUCAAAAUCCCAAAGUAAAGUAGUCUCUAAAAGUCGCCCUGUAGCUUCUUCAUCUGCUAAAACUAGAAAAAACACAUCCACCUCCAAAGAGGAGGAGAAACCAAAAUCUAGAAUCCCUGUUAAAGCCAGCUCCCUCAAAUCAGAACCUGAGACCUCAGCCAAGCGUGCAGAACCAUCAAAAGAUAAGAAGUCUAAGUUGCCAAGGAGAAAAUCUGAGACAGACACAGGUCUAACCAUAGGCUCCAGCUUUAAAAAGUCUUCCAAAGCCAAGAGCUUCUGUGAAAGUGAUUCUACGAAGAGACCGACCAAAAAAGACCAGGGUCGUCCAACAAGCACAGACUUGUCCAACAGAGUUAAGACAAUCCCAUCAAGACUACCAGUCAGGGGAAAGCCCGGUCAGCCAAUGCACACCUCCACACCAGCAAAGCCUAAAAAAGGCCUAUCCACUGACUCAAGCAAACAGCCUGAUGCAUUUUUUGAGGAGAUUAGUCAGGAGGCAGCUAAGGUAGUCAAAAGCUUGGCUCGGGCAGAGAAAGAAAAAGAGGAGGCUGCUGCGCUGUCUGAUGACGAAAGCAGCACUAUUGAUGCCUCUGUAGUAGAAAUGGAACCUUUUCCAGAUAUGCAAAUGCAUUUUCCUGAGGAUCCCUUGGUCAUUAGGCCCAGAUGGGACGACCCUGUUGAGACGCAGAUGGAACGAAUCCCUGCUGAUAAAGUCCGAAGUCAAGCAGUAGAUCCACAAGAUGAGGCUGACAGGAGAGAAAGUCGCCUGGCUGUAGUAGCUGAUCAUCUCGGUUUCAGCUGGUCGGAAUUGGCUCGAGAGCUGAAAUUCAGUGAUGUGCAGAUCAAUCGGAUAAGAAAUGAGAAUCCCAAUUCACUACAAGACCAAAGCCAUGCCCUCAUAAAGCUUUGGAAAGAAAGAGAGGGAAAAAAUCCAUCAGAGAGCACUCUGAUGAAGACGCUUACAAAAAUAAACCGCAUGGACAUUGUGCAUCUCAUUGAAACAAAGAUCAUGCUGUCGAGUCAGAAACAGUCAUUGCACACUUAUGCAGAAAUUGAACAAACUAUAUCACUGGAUCAUAGUGAAGGUUUCUCAGCCCUGCAGGAGGACAUGGACAGUCCCGGGUCGGGUCGGCGAGCUGCGUUCACUCAACGGGGGUCAGAACCUGGACCACUGGUGGCUUCUGUUGAGGACCUCUCCUUCACUGCAUCUUCUUUUCAUGAAUCCCAGAAAGAGAAGUUGCUAACAGAAAAGAAAAAGGAUUCAGACGUGGUUGGAGGUUCGGCUCAAAGUGGUUUUGAGUUUGUUGGAUUAAAGCAGCAAUUUCCGGGCACUACCAAAAUAGGAGAUGACAUGCCAGAAAUCUCUCCUCAUGCGGUGACAGAGGAACAGUACACGGAUGAACAUGGAAAUAUGGUGGUCAAAAAGAUAACACGGAAAGUGAUUCGUAAGUUUGUAUCAGCUGAUGGUGUGGAGAGAGAGGAAGUGUUGAUGAUGGAGGGACCGCAGCAGGAGUUGGUCCGGGUGGAUGAAGCUGAUGCUUUCUCUAAAGUACUGAAGAGGACUGUAGUGCGCAGCGCUGGAGAUCAGACUCAGGUGACUUUCUCUGAACCUUCUGCUUACGGUGGAGCGACGGCCUCGGAGUUCGAGGACGAGCCAGUACUGGGUCGCAAGGUCAGCAAGGUGGUCAAAACCAUGGUAGUGCAGGGAGAACGGAUGGAGAAACACAUCGGAGACCCGUCGCUGUCAUCAGAUCUCCCUUCAGCCAAAGACGACUUUGAGAAGGACCCGCAUGCAUAAGACGCGCACUCAGAAGCGAACAGUAGUGAGGGACGGCCGAGCCAAGCAAACCCACCUGGAACGACUAGAAGACACUCCGGACACCCUGCGACCCGACGACCUUCAGCAGCAUCUCAGUCAACUGCUUCAACGCUACUGCACACCCGAGGUCACCGACACGCCCGACGCCGGGCGAGACUCGCACGCUGGAGAGCAGGACGAACCACAAUAGGUUCUCAUCAUCUACAGAAUGUGUGCUUUGGUUGUCAGGUGUUUUUUGAAGACGACUUCAAAUGUGUGUGUGUGUGUAGCCAUUGCUUUUAAAUCCAAGUCCCAUUUGGUUGUUUUUAAAUCUUAAUUUAUAUUUAUUUCUUUUUUUAUUCUGAACAUCUCUUUUGUCCCGAUUUUUCAAUUCAUUUGAUCAUUUUGUGACCAAAGAUAGAUUGAACUGCUGAGUGAAUUAUACCUAUUUGUCAUAUUGCUUGCUGUGGUAGGACAUGCAACUACACAAUGAAAAACUAAAUGUGGAUGCUGACCUCAUUGUUAAGACACUGAAGGCGUGAAGACGUUUUUGUAAAUAAUGGACAAUACUGUAUGUGUGUGUGAACUACAGAAACUAUAAAAGCAACAUAUACUCCACCGUCUCUUUAACUGCGGUGCGGCUGCAAGAAAAAUAUCAGCGUGUAUUUGGGCAUGUGAGUUCAAGUGCGGUAAUAUCUGGCUAUUUAUACGAGAUGUCAUGCUGUAGUCCUUCAUAAUCCCAGAAUGCUUCUGAAUGUUUUUGUUUCUCAAAGUGAGAAUUUUGCAUCAUUUUACCGUGGAUUAAAUUACUUGAUUGCGAUCACCAAUAUAGCAUUUAGAAAUUCAUAGCAAAAGAAAUAUUUCAUCACUACACCAGAUCCACACGAGUGAUAUUAUCUGCCUAACCUAUGGUAUGUACAGUUACAGUGUGUGUGUGUGUGUGUGUGUGUGUGUGUGUGUGUGCGCGUGCGCGUGUUCUCUGUGACAAAUGUUUUAUUUGAAUCUCACUAUGACUGUUUUUGUUUUUAAUCAUUUCAUUUCGGUUUUGAGGCCUAGUUUUUUCCACAACUUUUUCAAGUAUGGCUGAAGUGAAUGAUUAUUUUAACUUGAGAUUCCUCAUCUGUGCUGGCUCUCAAGGCACUUAAUAAAACUGAGAAGAGUAAGGGCCUCACCACUGAACACGUGUGCAGUUUCGUUUUUCAUGCAAUGGUGUAAAAUAAAACAAGGUAAUCUGACGUCGACCAAUUUCUUUAAAAAAAAUGUGUUAAUGACAUUUGGAACUUACAUGAAUAAACACAUUGACGUCAGUAAUUUAAUGGGCUAGCAUAAGAUGGCGCCGGUGAGCUUUUGCGACGCCAUGGUUCGGCAAUCUAAUUUCCGGUCGUAUAACACGUAUCGAGUUGUUUUGUUUUGGCUUAGCAAUGUAAAAAGGAUCUGUCAUAUCGCUGAUAUAUUACUUUCUAUUUUUUUAAUCUAAAAAAACACCCAUAUUUGCCGUCCAAAAAUCCUCCUUUUCCCAUACCGUCUUAUACGACCGGAAAUUAGUCUGGCGUCACCGGCGCCAUCUUGUGCAAGUAGCGAAUUUGCGAAAUAGCAACAUUCUGCUGUAUACGAUUGCAUCUGUAAUCAUAAUGCUAUUGAAAACAGAGUUUGUUAAUGAUCCAGAUUCAUUUUUAAAUAAAAAAUACUUUCUGUGUUAUUCAUUCUGGAUGCUUAAUAAUGAUACUGUAAGCACAAUUUAUUAUAAGGCGUUUAGCAGCUAGUAGCAGCAAAAGCCUGCCCACCGUGUGUUCUAAUCAAUUUAUUCUGAAAUCUUAAACCCAGUUCAUAUUGUGAUGCAUGUUAAGGGUGUGCAAGUGUAUUCAUGUCUGUAAUGUUGUGCCCAGUUUUCAUCCUGCAAAGAUCGUUUUCUUUGUAACGGACAAUAGCAUGCACACUUUAAAGCGUUCGAGUCUGGAUUCAGAGACGUUUGGAUAAUUGGGUUACUCGACCCUGUCUGAGCUGCACAGUCGAGCUUCACUUUGCCAUCCAAAGUGAAAGAAAAAACGAAUAAAGAAUAAAAACAGA
This is a messenger RNA of Triplophysa rosa, 12653 nucleotides long. RefSeq names its product ankyrin 2b, neuronal (gene ank2b). Bases 192 to 10586 code for a protein of 3464 amino acids. Gene Ontology annotation, cellular component: T-tubule. Gene Ontology annotation, molecular function: protein binding. The transcript has 49 exons. Gene Ontology annotation, biological process: signal transduction; regulation of cardiac muscle contraction; protein localization to T-tubule. NCBI's taxonomy places the organism in Eukaryota, Metazoa, Chordata, Actinopteri, Cypriniformes, Nemacheilidae. The record is from RefSeq and is a predicted model, not a curated record.